Messenger RNA from Mauremys reevesii (Reeves's turtle), 4021 nucleotides. RefSeq names its product GATA binding protein 3 (gene GATA3). The record is from RefSeq and is a predicted model, not a curated record. Gene Ontology annotation, biological process: negative regulation of transcription by RNA polymerase II; embryonic organ development; immune system development. The transcript has 6 exons. Gene Ontology annotation, molecular function: DNA-binding transcription factor activity, RNA polymerase II-specific; zinc ion binding; RNA polymerase II cis-regulatory region sequence-specific DNA binding. Bases 359 to 1696 code for a protein of 445 amino acids. Gene Ontology annotation, cellular component: nucleus. NCBI's taxonomy places the organism in Eukaryota, Metazoa, Chordata, Testudines, Geoemydidae.
UCGAGAGAUGCCAGCAGCAGCAGCAGCAGCCGGAGCAGUCGAGUCUGCCUGUCAUUGCUGCCUUUAGAUCUUCAGCAGAUCAGGAAAAAAUAAAAAGCAGCUGCCCAGGUGAUCAAAGAAGAGAAACAGCUGCAAAGAGCGGAAGAUACUGUUGGGAUCUCGCUUCUUAGAUUUUUGUUUGUUUUCCCUACUAUUUUUUCAUCUUUUUGGAAUCGAUUAUUAUUAUUAUCGUUUUAUUUAUUUAUUUUUUUAAAAAAACCCACGACAACAUCUCUCUGUAUAUAAACUCACCGCCAACCUUCCCGUUGAAAGUCUGCCCAGCUUUGGGGAGGAGGAAGAGAGGCAGCCCCGCACCGAGAUGGAGGUGACUACCGACCAGCCGCGGUGGGUGAGCCACCAUCACCCCGCGGUGCUGAAUGGGCAGCAUCCGGACUCACACCACCCAGGGCUCGGCCAUUCCUACAUGGAUCCAACUCAGUACCCGCUGGCCGAGGAGGUGGAUGUACUUUUUAACAUCGACGGACAAGGGAAUCACGUCCCUUCCUAUUAUAGCAACUCGGUCCGAGCCACGGUGCAGAGGUACCCGCCGGCCCAUCACGCAGGGAGCCAGGUGUGUCGCCCACCGCUUCUCCACGGAUCUCUCCCUUGGCUGGACGGGAGCAAACCCCUGGGGGGCCACCACAGCGCGUCUCCCUGGAACCUGAGUCCCUUCUCCAAGACCUCGAUCCAUCACAGCUCUCCGGGACCCCUCUCCGUCUACCCGCCGGCUUCCUCCUCCGCUUUAUCCGCCGGUCACUCCAGUCCGCACCUUUUCACCUUCCCUCCGACCCCUCCCAAAGAUGUCUCCCCGGAUCCCUCCAUCUCCACCCCGGGAUCCACCGGCUCCAGCCGGCAGGACGAGAAGGAAUGCAUCAAGUACCAGGUGUCCCUGGCUGACACCAUGAAGCUGGAGUCGUCUCACUCCCGCAGCACCAUGGCCUCGCUAGGAGCGGCCUCCUCUUCCGCUCACCACCCCAUCACCACCUACCCGCCCUACGUCCCAGAAUAUGGCUCUGGACUCUUCCCCCCCAGCAGCCUCCUAGGGGGCUCGCCUACCGGCUUUGGGUGCAAAUCGAGACCAAAAGCGCGCUCCAGUACAGAAGGCAGGGAGUGUGUAAACUGUGGCGCUACCUCAACCCCCCUGUGGAGGAGAGAUGGCACCGGGCAUUAUCUGUGUAACGCCUGUGGACUCUAUCACAAAAUGAACGGGCAGAACCGGCCCCUGAUUAAGCCCAAGAGAAGGCUGUCUGCAGCAAGACGGGCGGGCACAUCCUGUGCAAACUGUCAGACCACCACCACCACGCUGUGGAGGAGAAAUGCCAAUGGUGAUCCUGUCUGUAACGCCUGCGGGCUCUAUUACAAGCUGCACAAUAUUAACAGACCCCUGACUAUGAAGAAAGAAGGAAUUCAGACCAGAAACCGAAAAAUGUCUAGCAAAUCCAAAAAGUGCAAAAAGGUCCAUGACAGCCUGGAAGAUUUCCCCAAGAGCAGCUCCUUUAACCCCGCCGCCCUCUCCAGACACAUGUCCUCCAUCAGCCACAUUUCACCUUUUAGUCACUCUAGCCACAUGCUGACAACGCCGACACCGAUGCACCCGCCAUCCAGCCUCUCUUUCGGACCUCAUCAUCCUUCCAGCAUGGUCACUGCCAUGGGUUAGAGACAGAGUCCCCCUGCUGAAUGCUUACAGUCUCAAAAUGAGAUUUACUUUAUAUACUUGCAUUUUUGCAGGCGUGUUGUUAUCCAUUUGAAGCCCAAAACAAAUGGAUAAAAAUUAAAAAAAAAAUGUUAUUUGAAGGCAUAAAAGAAAAAAAAAAGGAAAAAAAAAAAGUGAUGUUUGCCACUUUUUAAAGGAACUCACUAUGGUGUCUGUAUUCUCAACCUCUGAAUCUGGACUCCAUCUGUGAAUAAGCCAUUCAGACUCAUCUUCCCUAUUUAACAGGGUCUCUAGUGCUGUGAAAAAAAAAAGCUGAACAUUGCAUAUAACUUAUAUUGUAAGGAAUACUGUACAUUUGAGGAAGACUUUAUUGCAUCUGGGUAAGCUGUAAAGACAGGCAUGAAGGACUCAGAGGAAAAUUUUUCUAAAGGCGCAUGGGGAGGAGAAUAAAAAUGCCGACUGAGAAGAACCAGGUCUAAUGAACGAAUGGACAAACUGCCAGUCGUGUCCUCUCUCUCUCUCUCUCUCUCUGGCUGGCUCAAGUUGUUUGAUGCAUUAACUAACUAACUAACUAAAAGCUGUAGGCAGAUCAUUCAUUCAAGGCACCAGGCCUUCUACAUAGGAAGUAAUAAUGGUUUUGGGGCAAUCAGUGUUAACAUAUGGAUAUUGCCAGCGAGGGUUUUCAGAUAGCCAUUCUUCAGGCCUAUACGCAUUGUGAACAAGUUCCUGUAAUUGUUGUUUGUAUGUAUAAUUCAAAGCACCAAAUUAAGAAAGAUGUAGAUUUAUUUCAUCCUAUAAUACAGACUGAAUGGUUGUAUAAAUUUAUUUACUGCUAGUGUUAAGACCUGUUUUUAUUUUAUUUUUUUUGGUUUUGUUUUGUUUUCAUAUUUUUUCCCUCUUUUUUUUUUUGGAGAAUAAACUAGAUUAAAUUCUGUUGACUUACAGGCGUUUUGUGCUUGGCGGUGUGUGGAAGGGGAUUCUUUUCGUUUUUGUUUUGAUGAUAUUUAUUAAAUAGCUUUCCUGGGUAUGGGCGACGUGUAUCUUUUUCAGCUCCUUUCGACGGCCAGUGCAAUGUUUGCGGUGGUUUAAAAAUAAAAUAAAAUAAAUGAAGUGCAUGUUAGAGUGACCCACUGUUCAGUGUCUGUUACAGAUCCCCUCAUUUGCAAAGCAUAUGACUCUGCUGCAGCUCCCAGCUAGGCGAAUCAUUCCUUUCACUUAUGCUUUAGAAGCUUAUGUGGCCGAGAUGGCAGGUUCAAGCCCCUGUGCUAACCACGAUAACAAAUGUACGAUGAGGAAUUUAGUGGGGAGGUUUUCAAAGGUACCGCUAGCAGAGAGGUACCUAACUCUGCUUUAGGCCUUUAAAAAAAGGCCGCGGGACCUUUGGAAAAAAUCCUGUAUGGUAAUAAGCUUUCCUCAUGUUCUGUGCUAGUGAUUGCUGCCCUAAAGCACCUCCUUAUGCAAUGAGACAUUUUGUACAGUCUAAAGUCCAGAUCCUAGAGUGAGCUCUGCGUGGACAGAGCCUGCAUUCCUGCUGAGCCUCAGAGAAGUAGAUGGAGCUUAUUGCAGAAGCAGGAAUCUUAACAGUAUACAAAGGAUGAUGAUGAAAUCUAUAUUGCCAAUCCCUAGCCAUCAAAAAUCAUGAGCCAGGUCCCCAAAAUUCAGGAGAUGAACUUGAAAAUAUUGAGAUUUAAAAUAAAUAAAUACAUUUGGGGGUCUUUUAACUUGCUUUCUGGUGUUUGAGUCUUUAGAGUUCAUGUUUUUCCAGUGUUUCUCCACAAAGAUGGGGGCUGGAAGCUUUAAAAAUAAAGUUGAAAUUUUACAUAAUCACAUGACUCCAGGAGGUGGGGCUUUAAGAAAAGCACCGCACAUCCUGAAACUUGUGAUACAAUGGCAAGGGUUGGCAACACUGUCAGGCUUGUAGACCUCAUAGCUGUCAUUAAACAAAAAUAAUAUUCAACUCUCAACGAAGAUGACUUGCAAAUUGAUUAUUAUACCCCGACGGUGGCAACAGCUGAAUUCCUUUUACCUACAAAGUAGAAGCCCUAUCUCGCAGCCACUUACAUGACUAAUGCUUACUCAUUCAAGUCGUCCCAUUGGGCCAAACUGUGCUGUCGGUGAUACUGGGCUGAACUCAGAGUAAGAUUUACACCAACGUACAUGAGAUGAGCAUUAAACCCAUUGGGCUUGCUUCAGCUUUGCUCUGAAUUGUGUGUAACCAUUUACUCCAAUGCAAAGUGGCUAUAAAAUACCAUUCUGAUCUGGGAACAUGUCAUACACGUGUUGCACUGGGUACCUGACUAUACCCAGGGCAACAGGGGCAGGUUCAUU